Messenger RNA from Striga hermonthica, 594 nucleotides. NCBI's taxonomy places the organism in Eukaryota, Viridiplantae, Streptophyta, Magnoliopsida, Lamiales, Orobanchaceae. The record is from the annotation of a GenBank genome assembly.
AUGUCCACCACCACCACCUCCAACGACGACGAACAGAAUCGUGAGAAUCCCCGAAGCGAUCCCUCGGAAGCCCAAAUACAAGCGCCGCAAGUUCGCGAUAUUCUUUGCCUACUGCGGCGUGGGCUACCAGGGGAUGCAGAAGAACCCGGGCGCCAAAACCAUCGAAGGCGACCUCGAGGAGGCUCUCUAUUGUCCGGAGCCGUCCCCGAACUGGACAGGGGCCAACCGAGGCGGUACGACUGGGCCAGGUCCGCCCAUACAGACAAAGGCGUCAGCGCCGUCGGCCAGGUGGUAUCGGGCCGGUUCUACGUCGACCCACCCGGCUUCGUCGAGCGGCUCAACUCGAACCUGUCCCCGCAAAUCCGAAUUUUCGGAUACAAGCGGGUCACGCCGUCGUUCAAUGCGAAGAAGUUCUGCGACCGGCGGAGGUAUGUUUAUCUGAUCCCGCUGUUCGCAUUUGAUCCAUCUUGUCAUCGGGAUAGGGAGAGCGUGUUGGCCAGCGUGGGGUCCGGAAAUGAGCGUGUUCGGAAAGAGGAAGGAAGGUUUUGGGGGUUAUGGGUAAGUGUAGUUAUGAGUCGAAAGGAGUUUCUAUGA